ACCCACCCCCUUAUUCGCCGCGAAAAAAUCAGGAACUAUUCCGACAACCACUUUCCCCUCAAGUUCGCCUCAAAACCUAGCAGAGCAUCACCUGCUAAGCCCUAACCCAUAUCUAUCUCUUCUGUUUCUCUCUUGAUUUUAUCUGAAGAAGGAAUUCACUCUCUCUCUCCCUCCGAGAUAUGGAUGAUUUUUCUAUCUAAAUAAAUCGAUUCAGAAUUCUUGCACGCCAGCCAGUCUUUGCAUUCAUCUCAGGGAAAGCAAGCACUACAAAUAAUUGGUCCAAACAAACCCUAAUUAUGAUUGCCCUGUAGGCUCUUAAACCAGGGGUCUCUAAUCACUUCUUUCUGAAAUGAAAUUUGGGGAAACAUUCACUGAAUAUCGUCAUGGAGACCAGGAGAGAUUCCUGGAUAAGUUCUCACAUGUGGAGUACAAGAGAUUGAAGAAAGUUUUAAAGAGUUGUCGAAGAUGUCAUUCAAUGCAAGCUUCUCAAGAUGAGAGAUUAGAGGAGACUGCGAAUGGUGGUUCUUCACAGCUCUGUAGCUCCGAUUCUUGCCCUGUGUGUGAUAAGCAGUUCUUUUCUGAGUUGACAAAAGAGGCUUCAGAGAUAGCUGGUUGCCUUCGUUCAAGAGUCAGGCGCCUUCUCCAACUUCAUGUUACCAAUGGGUUGCGGGGUUAUGUGUGUCGUCUGCGACAUUGCUUUGUGGAUGACCAAGAAGCCUUACAUCAAGGACGGAUACUAAUUGACUACAUAACCAUGAAUGCCAUGGCUAUACGAAAAAUCCUGAAGAAAUAUGACAAAGUGCAUUGCUCUGUCAAUGGUAGGAACUUUAAGAUAAAGAUGCAGGCUGAACGACUUGAGCUCUUACAGUCCCCUUGGCUUAUUGAAUUGGGUGCGUUCUACAUCAAUUCUAGAGGCUUGGAUGAUGGAGAUUCCAAUCAUUUUUGCCGACAAUUCUCCUGUGAUUUUAGUGGUACUGAGCCUGUAAUAAAACUGAUCAUUUCAGACUCAGUUAAGCUCGAGUACAAUUUGACAUGUGCCAUUUGUUUGUGACCAAAUAUCAAAAUGCUACUGGCUAUGGAAGAAAAAAACUUAAAAUUUGCAACACAAGAAUCAAAGUAAAAGAAAAUGGAAAGGAGGCAAAAUGUUCCGAGACUUCUGCCGCACGAGCUUAUGCUGGAAUCUGACGAGAAGUAUAAUAUUGUGUGAGUGAAUUUCAUGUUUUCUCCAACGACCUUGCGAAUGAGUUUGAAAAUGCAUUAUAGUCGACAAUUAAAAAAAAAAAUGCAUUAUUGUCCAUCUUAUAUCACUGAGAGAAUGGUCCUCUCAAAUGCAUCCUCCCUGUUGAAGGUGAUUUCGAAGUAACCAUUCCAACUUCAAACCUACCAACCAGUAAUCCUGCUAUAAGCCAUUAUUGUCUGACUUUUACUGCCAAAUCCAGUGGGCUAGAUGAACCUUUUCCUUGGUCACCAUUACUCCAUAAAAAGUCCCAUAUUUGUCAUCUGAAAAUCUCCAUUACCUAUGGAAAUAGAUUUUGAGUGGAUAGAAUAUCUAGUGGUAGAAAGAUUAUAAACAUGAGGUCGUAAAGUGUUUGCAGAAGGUGAAAAAUUGGUUGUAGAAAGAUUAAUAUGUUCAGCUCAAAUAAGUUUUUGAGCCGUGACCUCAUUAUCAUUUUUUUUUUUGAGCCGUGACCUUGAUUUUUCAUUGACUUUUCCCUCAAAUUUACUAAUUAUGUACUGUCCUGGAAAUAGGUUAGUUGCUAGUGAAUUAGUUCCCUUUGCAAUCUUUCUUGAAUCACUUCCAUGUAUAAUGCCAGAGCACUAUGGUUUUGGCAAUUUUGGAAAAUGUUGCUGGAAUUUUGGUUGUCGCUAGAAACAAAGUUUCUCUUGUUACUUUUUUUUGUCUAUGUUGGAUUGGCUAGUCUACUGAUUUUACAGACGCUAUUUGAAAUUUUGAAUGGAUGUAUAUGCAGGAUACUCUUUUCAAUCCUUAUGCUCUGGCAUGUGGCCACCUAUUCUGUAAAGGCUGUGCCUGUGCGGCCGCUUCUGUGUUAUUGUUUCAAGGG
This is a messenger RNA of Amborella trichopoda, 2063 nucleotides long. The record is from RefSeq and is a predicted model, not a curated record. NCBI's taxonomy places the organism in Eukaryota, Viridiplantae, Streptophyta, Magnoliopsida, Amborellales, Amborellaceae.